GGAGAAGGAGGGACGAAUCCAGUGAGAACAACGAGAGAGGAAGCCGAAACCAGAGAUGACUCGGGUGGAACAAGAUGGAUCCUGCCAAGCCCAGCCUUCCCUCAAAAGUGCCAGAUGCAAACAAUGGCAAGGGAAAUGAAGUGCCCAUGGAGGAAGCAGCAGAGCAUUGGCGGGACGGGGGAGAAAGCGAGAGGUGGAAGGAAACAGAAACCAAAGAGGUAGAAGUUGAUGGAUUAACAACAGCUGCAGAGACGAUCGUCCAACACAGGGGGUCAGCAGACAAACACAAGUUCAGCACUUUGGGCUAUCAGAGGCGGACAGUGCAAAAGGUGGUGACUGACUUUGCAACCGUGAGUAAGGGAACAUCAACCGGAGUCAAACCCCGAACUGCGCUGAGACAAGUUUUGUUCAGCCAGGGAGUGUCUGACAAGAACUCCAUACCUGAGGACCGGGGUCAGUCGGAUGCCCUGAAACAGGUCCUGGAGGCUUUCCCUGUGCCGGCCAGUCUGACAUGGAAGUGGGAAGAGGAGAAUCGUGGGACCACACUGGAGAAAAACUGGACAGAUAUCGUGUACUCCCAUUCGACGAUGGUGAAGAUGCAGAGACACCAGCAGGAGGCGCUGUGGGAGUUUGUCCACACGGAGCUCGCCUACAUCAACAAGCUCACCAUUAUCAGAGACCUGGUUAUCGCAGCCCUUGUCAACCUGCACCAGCAUGGGUUUCUCCUGGAGGUGACUCCGGAGUUGUUGUUCUUUAACCUUCCCUCCGUCCUCAGCGCCCACUGCCUGUUCUGGCAGGAGGUGAUGUACCCCAUGUUGGAGGAGGCCCGCAGGACAGGAAAACCCUUUGACCCCCUGAGGUUAGAGGCCGGUUGUCUGCAGUUUGAUAAACGUUUCUCUUCCUAUCUACAAUACUGUUGGGAGGAGGAAAACACUCUGGAGUUUACACGAAGACAGACAGAGGCCAACCCUCAUUUCCUCAUUUACCUCCAGUGGGUGGAGUCUCACCCUCAGUGUGAGCGGAUGCGGCUGGGGGACAUGCAAGCCAAACCCCACCAGAGGAUCACCAAGUACCCGCUGCUGCUGAAGGCUGUCCUCAGCACCACCCAGGAUCCCUAUACACAACACAGACUCAGAGGCAUGUUGUCCAGUGUCAAUGCGUUUUUGGACAGCAUCAACGACUACUUAAGGUUCAAAGAUGAGGAGCUCGCGCUCUCUAUCUCUGCUCAGAGGGUGGAGGGAUAUGAGGUGGAGGGGAUAAAUGAAGAAAUCGACAAGCAUGUCCGGGAAAUCUGCCGGUUUGAUUUGACAUGCCCCAUCAGAGGAGUGGGUCCCGGAGUUGUACGUAAGCUGCUGCUGGAGGAGAACUUGAGGACCCGAGGCAGAAAAGACAGCAAGCUGGACGUGGUGGCUCUACUUUUCUCAGAUGUGCUGCUAUUGACCAAAGUCCAGAAGAAGGCAGAGAGGCUGAAGGUGGUCCGACCCCCUCUAGCCCUGGACAGAACGUGUUGUGUGGCGCUCAGAGAUGGCUGUUCAUUUGUUCUGGUGGAAGCAACUGAGCUUGGCUGUGCUGCAAAUGUCUACGUGUUUACAACAGCCACCUCCGAGAGCUGCUCCACCUGGAUAUCUACCAUUCACCUGGCAAAGGAAACACUGAAGGGCCUGAGAGAGACAGAGACAAACAAGCAGCUGGAAAAUCAGAGACUCCAGCAGUCUGAGGCCAAAAUUGCUAUGGAAGCUGAGAUAGCUGACGUGCAGACUAACAAUCCUCCUCUUGAACAAUCAGAAGAAACUUUUGUGGAUGAACUCACUGAAAAACCCGUUAUCCCCAAAUCAGAGAAUGGGACGAUGGAAUCAAAGGUAACGGAGACAAAUUAUCAACCUUCAAAUCAGGUGGAUACUAAUGGCUCUGGGUUGCCUCGCCAGCUUCACAAUUUCAGCAAAACUUGCAGCAAAUCAGAGCACGGACACUUUUAUAUCCCCCGCCCACGGGCAGUCCAGGGAAGAGAAUGUAUAGAAAUGAAUGUGAGAGGCGAGCAAGCUGAGGUCCAAAGGGAGGAUGAAGAGUCAGCGGUUAAAUUUCGAGGAACAAUGGAGAGGAGAGUGACCUGGAAUAGUAACAGACAAGCACCCUCUGACUCAGGGGAAAAUAUACUGACGAGAAACAUGGCAGAUCCCUUACGGUACAAGCUUGACAGAUCACAACUUCUCUUAGUCGAUGGAUACCCAGACGUGGACUACCCAUCUACCGAACCUAGCACUUUUGUCUCCACUUACGGCGAGCACCUACCGACAGAUUCUAUGGGGAGUUCUGAGUUUCAGUUUCAAGGAUUUCCACGAGCAUGGGAGAGUUCAACACGAAGAGACUUGGAUACCCAGUCUGUCAACCAAGAAACAGGAAGGCAUUCCCGGUACUGCCCAUCUGAAGAGGAGGACACCCUUUCAGAAGUGUGGAGGUUCUCUAGAAAGUUAAAGUCCCCCAGGUUACGCAGGAGGAGGCCCGUCAGCAGCCACCAGAGUGCCUCUACUGUGAUGUACAAGCCGGGCUUCAAGGGCUCAGGGGUGGCCUGGUCUGCUCCCUAUACCAACUCCUCCUCCAACUCAGACUCCGACUGCAACCAGAGGGUCAAAAGAAACUUUCCUUCCUUUGAGAAGGACCUCGAUUCGCACCAGAUGCUGAAGCUGAUGUCCGUGAAACAUAAACAAGCUAUGUUCAGGAGCAUGUCUGAUGAGAGAGUCUCCCCAGAUCCCCAAACAUACUCUGAGCCUGAGCUGCCCAAAGAAGCGCCCAGUCAAAACCUCCAUAAUAUAAGGAGGCCCAAACUGAAAACCCAGAGGAGCGCUUCCACUCCUGACAUCAUCAUUCAGGGAGCACACAGGCUUCACAUGAGUGCCACCUCCACACUACCUGGAAUAGAGGUCACACCCCCUCCCUCACGAGGACACCACUUGCAAAGGAACGUCUCCCCACUAGAUGGCCUUUUAGAGAGAGCCAAAGUGAGACUGAGAGACCAGGAAGUAAAACGAGAGAAAAAUGGGAAAAUGCGCCAGGUCAGAACAUUGAACCCGCCCCCGUCUCCAUCGCUGUCUACCACACCCUCCCCAUCACCCAGCGACGGGGAUAGAGAGACGGAGUGGGCGGAAGUGGAGCUUAUGAGAUGCAGAGCCCCUACAGUCAGUAUGGGAUGGAAGGAGCAGUUGGUAGAUGGAGAUGAAGAGGAAAAGAAGCACAGCGCUGUCUUUACAGAUGGAGUAAAUGUGGACUGGCCAGGCUGGUGUUUUGACGAUGAGGAGGUCAUGGAUCAGCUCACCCCUGACGUGUGUAGUGUUGAUGAUGAAGGGCUACUGGAAGGCAUCCGUCGGACUCUGACCUCAUGCGAUUUCAAACUAAAUGCAGAGCAAGACGACGGGGAGUGCAGCCAGGUGUAA
Messenger RNA from Lampris incognitus (smalleye Pacific opah), 3428 nucleotides. RefSeq names its product pleckstrin homology domain containing, family G (with RhoGef domain) member 6 (gene plekhg6). Gene Ontology annotation, cellular component: axon; plasma membrane; endocytic vesicle. The transcript has 15 exons. The record is from RefSeq and is a predicted model, not a curated record. Gene Ontology annotation, biological process: endothelial cell migration; Rho protein signal transduction. The coding region runs from base 75 to 3428 and encodes 1117 amino acids. NCBI's taxonomy places the organism in Eukaryota, Metazoa, Chordata, Actinopteri, Lampriformes, Lampridae. Gene Ontology annotation, molecular function: guanyl-nucleotide exchange factor activity.